Messenger RNA from Aspergillus ochraceoroseus IBT 24754, 474 nucleotides. RefSeq names its product ATP synthase subunit C family protein. The transcript has a single exon. Gene Ontology annotation, molecular function: proton transmembrane transporter activity. Lineage: Eukaryota; Fungi; Ascomycota; Eurotiomycetes; Eurotiales; Aspergillaceae. The coding region runs from base 1 to 474 and encodes 157 amino acids. The record is from RefSeq and is a predicted model, not a curated record. Gene Ontology annotation, biological process: proton motive force-driven ATP synthesis; proton transmembrane transport.
AUGGCCUCCCGUGUCUUCGCCUCCCGCGUGGCUACCACCAUGGCCGCGACCUCCAAGGUUGCUCGCCCUGCCGCCCGCCUCCAGCUCAACGCUGCCCCCAAGCGCACCUUCACCUCCCAGCGCAAGAUCUCCAUGACCCCCUUCCAGACCGUCAAGCGCCAGCAGCCUUCCACUCUCCUCCAGGCCAACGCUCGCCAGGUCUUCGCUACCCAGCAGGCUCGCCGCCAGUACUCCUCGGAGAUCGCUGAUGCCAUGGUUCAGGUCUCCCAGAACAUGGGUAUGGGCUCCGCUGCCAUUGGUCUCGGUGGUGCCGGUAUCGGUAUCGGUCUCGUCUUCGCUGCCCUCCUCAUGAGCGUUUCCCGCAACCCUGCUCUCCGUGGCCAGCUCUUCUCCUACGCCAUUCUGGGCUUUGCUUUCGUUGAGGCUAUCGGUCUGUUCGACCUGAUGGUUGCUAUGAUGUGCAAGUACGUCUAA